AUGGGUAUAUUACUAAGCGAGGACGAACUGCCAUCUGAUGAGUUAUUGUACUUUUAUAAGCAAUACGAACUGGUGGUGUUGAUAGUGUCAGUAGUGUUGGUGGUUACUACGGUAGCCGUGAUGAUAAACUGUAAGAUACGAUUUAUAGGUAAUAUAUAGUAAAUUAUAGCUUCUACCAGGAGUUUGAACAAGUACAAAUGGUUCUUAUUGCACGAGUUGGUGUGGUAAGAAUUUUCUGUGACUAUAUACUUGUACAUAUGUAUAUAGUUCUGCAUAGCUUAGUUGUAUAUGAUCGUAUAUUAAUUAAUGUAAUAUACUGCUUUGAUACUACAACAUUUUUUAACUUCAACGUGCUGUAGGUACUGUACUAACUUCUCAAUGCAUUUCCAGGUCAGCUUUAUUUGACAUAGCCUGUGGCUGCAUUGGCGCAGUAACUUUGUUUCCAAUACCGUGCUACUAUGGCACCAGUUAUGCCAGUUCUCUCUCACUACAACAUCUUAUCGUCUACUUUUUUGUAGCAGCUGUGGCAACAUUAGGAAAGGUCGUAGGUACGUUAUUUCAAUUCGAAUAUCGAUAUAUGCAAACGAUUACUGCGGACAGUUGGAUACGAGUCAGAUACUACGAUAAGAUUGGGGGAAAGUACGAACUUAUGAUUAGAGGAAUCAUGAUGAUCGUGGCAUCGAUUGUUGUCUAUGCAAGUGGUUUUUAAUCUGACUUUGUAUUUUUAUUUUAUAUUUAAAAUUUAAAAUUUAUAACAUUGGCUAGUUCCUGACUAUAACUAAACUUUCAGUCAAUGUCAAUAUAUUUUUUCUUAUUUCAGUUGCCAUUUGUAGCCAAUUUUCCAAACCAAGCCGACCAACGACAGUAUCUGUCAAACCUCGACCCAGUACUGUCUCGAGUAUUUGAUACUCAUCCAGUACUAUGCUUCUCAAAUGAAAUUAAUGUAACACGCCUUCUGAUCGUAUGUGUCACUCUGAUUGGUGUCCAGCCCUUCCUCUUCUUCUUUGCCUUAUAUUUCAUGUUCAAAUCGAUUAAAAGUGCAAAUUUGUCGCCGAAGUCGCAGAAACUUCAGUAUAUGUUGUUCUGGUCGCUGGUGGCCCAGAUUUCAGCAUUAGUUGUGUUUAUGAUAGUACCAGCUUUGUUCUUCUUUCUAGGACCAAUCCUCGGUCUUCGUAAUAACCCUAUCAUAUCAUUGUUUUGCUUCUGUGUCUUCAUUCUACACACUCCAGCUGAUUGUAUCAUGAUCAUGUACUAUAUCAAACCUUAUAGAUCGUAUGUUUUGAACCGAGUGCCACUUCUUUCUAGUCUGAGUAAGAAGUGGAAGGCUUCUGAACAGAGGGUUAACGUUUUCAGUUCCAAUUUCUCUGCCCAACGGUCUUGAACUAGGUGUUGAAUUAAUUAUUCAGCAUAUAGGUUGGCGGGUUUAUAAUAUAACAAAGUUAUUAUAUUGUGGCAUUACUUAAGGAAUCCUUGUUAAAGUAAACGGUGUAACAUAAAGAAUAAACUAAUAUUUUGUUUUAAAGUUAAGGUUUUUCCACAUAAAAUGAUUUUUGAAAAAAGGCGGACCAAAAAUCGCUCAUCUGCCACUGUUUAAAGUAAAAUACAGUGGAACUCCUGUAUAACGAAUCGCCCGGGGACUUGAAAUUUGUUCGUUAUACAGGGGUUUUGUUAUAUAGAGGUUCUUUAUACGGUUCCACUGUAUUAGAUUGCUCAAAUAAUUCAGUACCUUCUAACCCCGCAAAAUUUAAUUGAAAGAGGGCACAUAAUUUUUUGAAUAACAUAAUAAAUCUAAUUUUUUAUUCAAAAAGCUAAAUUUUAAUUUAAAAUAUUGUUUUUGGAAAGGCAAAUUUCUAUUUAUUAUAUUAUAGUACCCCCCCCCCUCAAAAUUUUUAUAAAUAUUAUUUUGGUCGUUCAUCCUUCCUUUUAACAAAUAUUUUUCUUUACUUUUCCUAAAACCCACGCCAUCCUAAAUUAAAGGACUAAAAAUAAUCUAGAAGCUUCAAAACGUAUGUUUUUAUACGUAUGUUAAUCAUGCUUCUUUGUACAAAAACUAAACCUAUAAUGAUGUUACCAGGAAAUUAAUUAAAAAAAAGUUUUAAACUCUGCAUAACUUAAUUUUAUAUAUAAAACUAGCUUUUCACCUGGACAAACAUAAAAUAUGCUCAAAGUCAGUAUGAAGCCCGUCUGGCAAUGGGAGUCCUACUCAAUACUACCGACCUGCCAUCUUCUGAAACAGUUCUUUUGUACAAACUCUACAAUUAUGUGCUCUACUGGUUCACUAUUUUAAUUGUCGCUUUAACUGUCGCUGUUAUUUUAAAAAGUAAGUUUGUUUUUAUAAUAUUUGGCGAAGCUUCUAAAAAUUUAUUUAAAAAAAAUUUUUUUUAUUUAAAAUUGUAAAUAAUUGAGAAACUAUUGUAGUGAAACCAUAUUUUAGCCUCACCACAAAACAUCUCAAAGUAUCGUUGGUACAUUUUACACAGUUUAAUAUGGUAAGUCCUCUCUUUUCUACCCUACCCUACCCUACCCUACCCUACCCUACCCUACCCUACCCUACCCUACCCUACCCUACCCUACCCUACCCUACCUUACCCUACCCUACCCUACCCUACCCAACCCUACCUACCCUAUUUUACCUUACAUCACUUUGUCUUACCCUAACUUACCUUACUUUUUUUUACUCUACUUUACCCUACUUUACCAUUCAUUUUAUUUUAAUUUCAGGUCUCUAAUCUUCAACACAUGUUCAACAUUUAUGGGAUGUAUAGUAAUCUUUCCAGUACCAUGCUUCUACGGAGUAAAUGUAGCCGGUCUGUUAAGCAAUAACUGGCUAGUGCUCUACUUCUUCGUUGGAGUCAACAGUUUUGUAGGAAAAGUAUACGCAAUAUGUUUACAGUUUGAGCAUGUUUACUAUGACACAUUACUUAUGGGUUCACGAUACAGAUAUAUAAUGGCAGCUGUCAAUGAAUACGGAGAAAUCACUUUCAGGGUUUUCAUUUUCUUAAUCAUAUUGAUUACGAUUAAUGUAAGUUUUUUUCAGAUUUACGUUUUAAAAUCAACUUUUUAAAAUAUAAUGUAAAAAUUACAGUACUCUUUAAUUUUAAAUAAAAAUAGCCAUAAACAUUGUUUUAGGUACCAAUAGUAGCAACCUUCCCAAAACAACACGUCCAAAAAAGCUUCUUGACCAACUUGGAUGACGUCUUCUACAACUUAUACAGUCAAUACAAUCUCUUAUGUUUCACAGAAGGCACCGACAGUACAAUAGUCCUCAUCUCCUUACUCUUCUUCUGCUCUUUCAUCAUUUUCUGCUUCAUCUCAGCCCUCUACUUCAUCUACAAUAAUAUCAUAAUCACGGGUAACCCAGCCACCCUCAAGCUUCAGUUCAUGUUCUUCAGAUCCCUCUCAGCUCAGAUGGGUGUCACUAUGUUAGUCAUCCUCGUACCUGGCUUCUUUUUCUGUCUCACUCCUAUAAUUAAGUUACCAUACCUUCCCUUGUACAGCAUGGCUUGUAUAUGUUUGUUUAAUUGUCAUCUGAUCGCUGAGUGCUUUAUGAUAUUGUACUGUAUAGUGCCGUUUAGGAGGUUUUGUAUCUAUUUGGUCUUAAAGAUUAAGAAAAAUGCCAAAAGGCGAGUUGCUAGCAAGAAUUGA
Messenger RNA from Bursaphelenchus okinawaensis, 3645 nucleotides. The record is from the annotation of a GenBank genome assembly. Lineage: Eukaryota; Metazoa; Nematoda; Chromadorea; Rhabditida; Aphelenchoididae.